GUCGGUCGGUAGGCUACACCGGCAGAAGGCUCCACGGCGGGAGAAAGACAUCACCUCACGGCUAUUUUUCAUUGACCAGCGAAGGGCCGGCAGAUAGAGGAACAGUAGACAAGGCGAGCACGGGGAGAGAGGAUAAUUGCAUUUCAGGCUGCCCUGUGGGAACAUGGGAUAUAUGACCUCAUCAUUCACCUGCGAGGCUCUCAAGUAAACAACUCCAGAUAGAAGGAUGACGGAAGUGGUCGUAGGGAGUACGGAUGUCCUCCUAGAACCCUGCCAUUUGCCGUCAUGUGACGUCACCAGCUGCUUCUCCCCUCCACCGUGUCUCUCCCUCUGCAGCGAUCUGAAGGAGGAUGACUGUAAGAAGCUGGAGCAGCAGAAACACUGUAACCAGGUGCAACCAAAGAAAAAAGUUAAGCCCAAAGGAAAGUUGGUGCGCAGUAUGGCUGUCUGCGAGGACUCCUCCCCACAUGAAGACAUCCAGGCAUCUCCAGACGCAAACCUCUCAUCUAGCUGCCAUGACAACGACAGAACUUCCUGUAAGGAAGACGAGCAGGAGAAGAGCAUGGAUCCAAAGAAACAUGCACUGUCCAAAGAGUCCAGCGUGGAGUACACCGACUCCACCGGCAUAGAUCUGCACCAGUUCAUCGUUGACACCCUCAACAGCAACCCCCGAGACCGCAUGAUGCUGCUCAAACUGGAGCAGGACAUGAUCGACUUCAUCACCAGCAAUAGUCCCUUUAAGAAGUUCCCUCACAUGUCAUCCUACCACCGUAUGUUGGUCCAUCGGGUGGCAGCCUACUUUGGCAUGGAGCACAAUGUAGACCAGACAGGAAAGUCUGUCAUCAUCAACAGGACCAGCAGCACACGCAUACCAGAGCAGCGUUUUCUGGAUCAGGUGCAUAAGGACAAGACGGAAGAGAUCCACCGGUGGAAAAUUAUUUUGAAGCGAGACAGUAGCCUAGAUGACCAGACCCGACUCCACCCGUUACAGGAGAAACAAAGCAAGUCAAUGGAAGAGAAAGAGGAGGAGUACCAAAGAGUACGAGAUCGAAUCUUCAACCAAGAGCCACUCUGCACCCAGGAGAGCGCCCACGCAGAAACCAGGACUGUGGACAAUCCAUAUGCUGAGACCCAGAGGAGACGGCAGCUCUUCAGGGGGAGUCGUGACAGCUCAGGCUCCAGCUGGACAGGCAGCAGCAGGCAGAGUAGCACGGAGACAGACUGUCGCUACAGCAACGACCCCCGACCUUGGAGCAGCACCGACUCCUCCGAUUCCUCCUACCAGUGGACGAAUCCCGCCCCUAAACCCCUCCAAUCUGUCAACCACAGCUGGGAUGCACGAGCUACAGGCUCCAUCUCUCUUUUUAGAGUGUCAUCCACUUGUCCCCACCCGUCCUCUCCUCCCAUCAUAGAAGAGCCUGCUCCAAACCCGGCUUACAUCAUGGAGAAUGGGAUCCCACCCGGAAGCAUACUGAUGAACCCACAUACUGGACAGCCUUUCCUAAACCCUGAUGGAACCCCGGCUGUGUACAACCCUCCUGACAGUCAGCAGCCAAUCAGAAGCCAGUCUCAGCUGCAAGGCGCUUCCUCUCAGCAGCAGCAACAGCAGCAGCAGGUGCUUCAGUACUCGUCUGUCUCUUACUCUGCUCCACAGAUGAUCCCUGUCACUCCCUCACAGCCAUACACCACACAGAUUGAAGACCUCUCCUCGCAGUUCGCUCAUGUGACCGUGAGCUGUCAGUCACCGGCAGAAGCCCCACCCAUCUACCCUCCCAGUCAGGGUUACAUCUAUGCAGCUCCCCCCCCCCCUCCUCCCCCUCCCAACCCCUCCAGCUACUGCCAGCCUUCAUCUCAGAUGCCUGUGUAUUACUACAGCCAGUACCCUACCUCAGCUCAGCACCCAUGCAGGGCUGUCUCACCCAGCCAGCACACCCACAGCCAAGGAGCACAACCAACAGCAGGUUAUGCCCCUGCUGUGGGGGUCCAGCAGUCUUCCCACACCCAGGCCCAGACUGUGCUGGGGACCUACUCACCAAUGGCUUCUCAUCAGUGUAGCAUGGUUCAGGGAGGCGUUUCAGUGUCCUAUCCCCAAAGUAAACUUGUGAGCGGUGUCGGCGGGGAGGUGGGUUACUGUUGCGUGGCGCCCCCGCCCUCCCACCAUGGCAGCUGCCAUCCUCCCAGCUGCAGCAACCUCAACGCCCCGGCCUGGAACGCACAGUACUGACGAUGCACCGAGCCUCCUCAGUGGAUGGAGUGAUGAUGAUGAUGAUGAUGAUACUUUUGGUUCCUGCGUGAAAUCACAUGCACAUACACACAUAUACACAUAACACACACACCUUUUUUCACACUCUCUCAUCCCCUCCUCACCUACACCUGCCUUCCUCGUGAUGACACCCACAUGGUGCAGCGUUCUCACACACGCACUCUCAUAUACAUAAACAUACCACUGUACCAAAGCUUAAUAGUAUAUAUCAGAGCUGCUGUAUUGAAUGCAUAAUUUAUAUUCACAAAUGGAGUUUUAUAUUGAUAUUAAAUUAUAUAUAUUGUGUUUUAAGGAAAUGCACUGUGUGAAUAGAAUAAAGUGCUGUGGCUGGACUGACGAGGUCACAUUUCUGUAUCA
Molecule: messenger RNA, 2620 nt
Organism: Scomber scombrus (Atlantic mackerel)
Lineage: Eukaryota; Metazoa; Chordata; Actinopteri; Scombriformes; Scombridae
Gene: arpp21
Product: cAMP-regulated phosphoprotein, 21
Exons: 20
Coding region: 227-2224 (665 amino acids)
Cellular component (GO): cytoplasm
Molecular function (GO): nucleic acid binding
Source: RefSeq, a predicted model, not a curated record